CAACAAAGUUAUUUUGCCAAUUUGUGCAUCUCUUUUCUUCCCAGAACUUGUGGAAAAACAAAGCUAGCUUCAUUCUAUCAGCUCUAAUUUGGGCUAAGUUGGACCAUGAGCAAAGUCAACCCCUUGUCCUUACAACAGAAACAAAAUUUUCUGGCCCUGCUUCAAUUUUUAGUCAACGAUCUGCACACUCCUUCUUCAUCAGUCUCUGCUCAGAUUUUUGCCGAUGCAUUUGCAAUGCAAAUUGCCAUAAGAGUCAUCACAACCAAGAUUUUAAGCUAGUUGCAACUCCUCCUCUUCCUAAAGGAUUCAAAAAAUAUUUUUGUCGUAUCCUUUCUUGGUGCAACCUUUUCAUGAGAAACAAUCAAAAUGAUUUAUGCCUUCUUCCAUUCUUUCUUGUCAGUGGAGCCAAUGGUUCAGGGAGAUCAACCAUACUUAAAAGUGUUGCGAAGUUUUUAGGGCUUCAGUAUUUCAAAACUGAUUGCUUAUUCCUGCAGACCCCUACACCUGGCUAUGCAGAUGCUCAGCUGAAAAACCUGUUCUCAAAAUUUAGCACUUGUGCUCCCUGUCUUGUUCAUUUCGCCAAUUUUGAGGCACUGUGCGUCAACUCCAAUGGGAUGAAGGAUGAUCGUUUAGCCUCAAACUUCAUCAAUCAAUUUAAUGACCUGAAGAGUGAAUGGCCAAUUGUAAUUUUUGCAACAGCACAAAACUCUGCCAGAAUUUCUGGAACCAUUGCUCGUUUAUUUUUGGAGUCAUUAGAAAUGGAGGCCCUCGAUCAAUUUGAAAGAAUGUCUGUCCUGUUUUGGACUGCAGAGUUGCAACAGAUUGCUAUUAAUCCAGGAUGUCUUCAAAAUUUAGCCGAACGAACAACUGGAUUCCUGUUCACUGAUCUCAUCAAUCUCCUGGACCAAACUAUUUUAAACUGGCACAAGACUAACUCCCUAAUGAAACCACAAACUGGCUCUUUGGAAUGGGAAAAUUUUGAAGCAGUAUUCAAGAAAAUUCAGUUGACUCAUGCAAGCAGCAUAGGAGCACCAAAAAUCCCUGCUGUCUCAUGGGAUGAUAUCGGUGGACUUGGAUGCCUGAAACAAGACAUUUUGAAAAUGUUAUCUACUCUCCCAAUCUCCAACAACCUUCGCCGUUCAGGUCUACUCCUUCACGGCCCACCAGGAACUGGAAAGACACUAAUUGCCAAAGCAAUCGCUACUGAGUGUAAUUCCAACUUCUUAUCAGUGAAGGGCCCUGAACUGUUAAAUAUGUACGUGGGACAAAGUGAGCAAAAUGUCAGAGAAAUCUUUUCCAAAGCAAGAUCAGCUUCACCUUGUGUUGUGUUUUUUGAUGAGUUGGAUUCUUUGGCUCCAAAUCGUGGCAAGAAUGGUGAUUCAGGCGGUGUUGUGGACAGAGUUGUGUCACAAUUUCUGGCUGAAAUGGAUGAAGUGCAGAAAUCAGAUGGAAUUUUUGUACUUGCAGCAACUAAUCGACCAGAUUUGAUUGAUCCUGCAUUACUACGUCCCGGAAGAUUGGAUAAAUUAAUCUAUGUUGGUCCAUGCAAAGAUGAGGAAUCAAAACUACAUGUUUUGAAGUCAUUAACUAGAAAAUACAAUUUAGAUGAAGACGUGGACCUGGCAGUGAUUGUGAAAGAUUUGACCAAGAGAGUCACAGGAGCUGAUAUCAGUGCUAUUUGCUCAGCAGCGUGGUUAAAUGCAGUAAGACGCCUUAUCACCAAUCAUGAAUCUGAUGGAGGAACAAUUUUUAGUGAGACAGUAGUCGUGAAAAAAGAGGAUUUUCAUACCUCUAUCAAAGCUCUGUGAUGUUGAUUUAACUAACCAAGUCACCAUUUCUUCAAGGGACCCAGGCAGAGAACCAUGUCAUGGAUGAUGCUGAAACAGGACAUGAUUGGCAUUUCACAACGGUGAUUCUGUAUCUUCAAAUGUUGCUUAAUUAAACUCAUUGAGAGAAAUUGUAAUCGAUAAUAUUUUGUUGUAUCGUUAUUUGGUAAGGCCUUGUUGCUACAGCCAAUUUUCAAGACAUUUGUUGCGGUCUCGAAUCGCACUGAGAGUUUUUGCCAUCACCAUCUCCACGGAACAGGGCUGUUCUCAAAUCCUGUCAUGGUUACUUGGAAUUAGUAUUGAAACUUUCAUUAUUAACACAACUAAUUCUCCAAAAGUUGAAUUUUGUUUUUAUUUCCCUUUUUCUUUGGAAAAAGGUUCUGAGUGGUGUAUGUAUAUUUUUUAAAUUUUAUUUUCUACUUUUUUCAACACUGUUGAUCAGACAUAUUUUAACUGGAAUGUCAGACUUGUGCUGUCGCUCUCAAUGAGAUAAUUUUCAAUCAAUUGUGGAAUCUGAGUUUAUUUCUAUAUAAAUUUUAUUUAAAUUAUUUGGCAGAAAAAUGUGUGCUCCUUCAUUUUCAGUUCAGAUCCCUUAUUUCACGUGAUAUGUUCAGAAACUUAUCUAUAAAUGAUUCCUGUAAAUGCAAAUUUGGUAUCCAACCUGAAAAAUGCUUUGCAUAGAACUAUUUUGAACACAGUUGAAUGAUUCUCUUGUUCAGGAUUACCUGUGAAUACUUUAGAGUAAAUAUUUUGUCCCAAAAAUAAUGUGACUGGUUCCCUAACGAGUGAGAAAAUAAAACGAACAGAAUGCAACCUUAACGAACUUAAAAAGUAGCUUAUUUGCCGUAAAACAACCCUUGUAAAGCUCAAUUGGACGUAAUUCUGCUAAACAGAACCAAGCGCCAUAGAGGGAAGAAGGGGAAUGCAGGUUGGAUUGGCGGGUGCAGUCGGACGAUGAGUUCGUUCCGUCUCAUGUUCUUACUGCUUUUUAUGGUGCUUCGUUCCUUUUAGCAAAAAUACAUCCUAUUAGUCACCACUUAUGUGAUAUUAAAGAUUGUUUGAUAAUGUU
Molecule: messenger RNA, 2895 nt
Organism: Bemisia tabaci
Lineage: Eukaryota; Metazoa; Arthropoda; Insecta; Hemiptera; Aleyrodidae
Gene: Pex6
Product: peroxisomal biogenesis factor 6
Biological process (GO): protein import into peroxisome matrix
Cellular component (GO): peroxisomal membrane; cytosol
Molecular function (GO): ATP hydrolysis activity; ATP binding
Source: RefSeq, a predicted model, not a curated record